CAGGCGAGGAAGAGAAACACUGCUGGUCGAAUUACCGGUUUUUGAAACGGUGUCAAGUUCUGCCCCACUUUCUCGGCCUGGAUGCGCCAUUCUUUCCACUGACGGCUUCUUGGAGAAGCUUGGAUGGCGGAGUGUGGACGUGACCGAGGCCAGCCCUGGCGUGGUGCAGGUACAAGGAAAUGCUAGAACUAGUGAUCUCACCCAGCCUUGCCGUAAACAGCCACUGCCUGGAUACACCCACGGGGAGCACAGCUGUCGCCUCCAGGCGGGCGCCCGGGGACCACGAAGGCCUCACCGGAUCGGCCCCUCCCACCGUGUCCCAGCUCCUGGCAAGGCCUGGCCCACGCAUCCUGCCCAGCCCGGCGCCCCCAGCCAUGGCAGCCUAUGGCCAGACGCAGUACAGCGCGGGCAUCCAGCAGGCUGCCCCCUACGCAGCUUACCCACCUCCAGCGCAAGCCUACGGGAUCCCCUCUUACAGCAUCAAGACAGAAGACAGCCUGAGCCGUUCCCCCGGCCAGAGUGGAUUCCUCAGCUAUGGCUCCAGCUUCAGCACCGCACCUGCUGGACAGAGCCCGUACUCCUACCAGAUGCACGGCACGGCGGGCAUCUAUCAAGGUGCAAAUGGACUGCCCAACGCGGCCGGAUUCGGGAGUGUGCACCAGGACUACCCUUCCUACCCGGGCUUCCCUCAGAGCCAGUACUCCCAGUAUUACAGCUCGUCCUACAACCCUCCCUACGUCCCGGCCAGCAGCAUCUGCCCCUCGCCCCUCUCCUCGUCCAGCUACGUCCUCCAGGAGGCGUCUCACAGCGUCGCCAGCCAGAGCUCCGAGUCCCUCGCGGGUGAAUACAGCACACACGACGGACCCUCCACGCCUGCCAAAGAAGGAGACACAGACAGGCCGCAUCGGGCCUCCGACGGGAAGCUCCGGGGCCGGUCCAAGAGGGGCAGCGACACCUCCCCAGCGGGGGACAGCGAGAUAGAGCGUGUGUUCGUGUGGGACUUGGAUGAGACAAUAAUUAUUUUUCACUCCUUACUCACGGGGACUUUUGCAUCCAGAUACGGGAAGGACACCACGGCGUCGGUGCGCAUCGGCCUGAUGAUGGAGGAGAUGAUCUUCAAUCUGGCGGACACGCACCUGUUCUUCAACGACCUGGAGGACUGUGACCAGAUCCACGUUGACGACGUCUCCUCAGAUGACAAUGGCCAAGAUUUAAGCACCUACAACUUCUCCACCGACGGCUUCCACAGCUCGGCUCCGGGAGCCAACCUGUGCCUGGGCUCGGGCGUGCACGGCGGCGUGGACUGGAUGAGGAAGCUGGCCUUCCGCUACCGGCGGGUGAAGGAGAUGUACAACACCUACAAGGACAACGUGGGCGGCUUGAUAGGCGCGCCCAAGAGAGAGACGUGGCUGCGACUGCGAGCCGAGCUGGAAGCGCUGACGGACCUCUGGCUCACCCACUCCCUCGAGGCCCUCACCCUCAUCCAGUCCCGGCCCAACUGUGUCAACGUGCUGGUCACCACCACGCAGCUCAUCCCGGCGCUGGCCAAGGUCCUGCUCUACGGGCUGGGCUCCGUGUUCCCCAUCGAGAACAUCUACAGUGCAACCAAGACAGGGAAGGAGAGCUGCUUCGAGAGAAUCAUGCAGAGGUUCGGGAGGAAAGCGGUCUACAUCGUUAUCGGCGACGGGGUGGAGGAGGAGCAAGGCGCGAAAAAGCACAACAUGCCCUUCUGGCGGAUAUCCUGCCAUGCCGACCUGGAGGCGCUGCGGCACGCCCUGGAGCUGGAGUACUUAUAGCAGCACGGCCGCCCAGGCCUCCCGCGAGAGCGCCGAGCCCCCGAGGGAGGACGCAUGGUGCAGGGUCCAUCUCCGAAGCCGGAGUCCCCACACGCCCAGUACCCGACACUGGCCUUGGAAUCGCCGACUUCGGGCAAAGGGCUGGCUCCAAGUCCAGACUUUUCUACCCGUCCCAGAGAACAAAAGCAAGGAAUGGCUGAUGGGGUGGGGGUGGGGGGCGCCGUGAGGACGAGGGGACAGGGUUUUUUUCUUUUUUUUAAUUUAUGGACUAACCUGGCACUCGGUAUUCUGCUCUUGUGCCUGUGUUGCUGGUUUCCCUAGUCGUCGGUUCGGUGUUUGUUUUCUGGGCUGGCGUGGGGCUGGUGCACAGCGUAAGCGUCUUCGCCAGGGUCUCUGAGCGUUGCUGAGGGAGGCCAUUUGGGGCUGCCGGGAGGACCGUUGCUGCUUCUCGUGCUAGGGCAGUGCACCUGCCUAUGCCACCAUCUUGUUUGCUGGGAAGGAAGCGGUCCCUUGGGACGGGUAAAAGGCGUCCAAUAAAACCACCUGUACAUCCUGCGGUGCGGUAGGGAGCGGUUCCUCCGGCCCCACUGAGGCUUCUGAAUGUGUAGGUUCACUCCGGGACGUUUCAAGGCUGAACCUCAGCUCAAACUGGCGGAUCCAGAGAGACAGAGCUGGCUCCAGGAGCCCUGGGGGAUGUCUCGCCAGGCACAUCUGGAGGCAGGCGCCCAGAGGGCUUUCUCCCGUGGCCGGCAUCCUCCGCAGGCGCCUCACUGUUGCGCUAACCAUGGCUGCGAGGGUCUGUCGGCAGAACCGCAGCGGCAGGCAGAGCGCACCUCCACCAAGUGGCCCUGCAAAAGCCCCAGGACUGUGCCUCGUCGGCCGAACCUCCAUCCUGGGCUCCCUGUGCUGGAUUCCCUCAUGCACAGAAAAUUAGAGAGGAAAGGUCCCCCAAAGGGAAAGACCCAUGAGCUUUGGUGCAGUUAGGGGGCCGGGGGCUGGGAUGGCAAAUACAAGCGGCUGCUAUUCCCGUGAUGGGGCUUCGCCUUCCCGUGCGUGGGAGAUGAGGUGCAGUGUAAGGGGUGGGGGGACAUCUUGAGCCCUGUCAUCGCUCAUAGAGGAAAGGGUGGGAACUGGCUCCACCUGAUUGGGUGUUAAGCUCUUCCCUCUGUUGUGCUGGUGGAACCCAGGGUUAGCAGUUGGCCGAGACCUGCAUCAGUGAAGAUGGGAGACGACUCAUCAGAGCUAGAAUUCUGACCAUUAGGAAGCCAUCACCGAGGGAGGGGUGGGGGAGAUGGCCCCACUAGACUGAGCUCACUGGGGAGUGGGUCCUGCUGGUGUCAUCUGUGCGCGCAGGACCACAGAUCCUGACCCAAGCAGACAUAGAUGAGAGAGGAAGGAUAGACGUAGAACUGGAGUCACUGUCCAGUAACCGGGUGAGUGACGCGGUGUUUGGACAACGCGUGGGUGGGUGAUUGGAUCAUCGGGAGGGUGGGUAGGAGGGCUGUUGGUAAGGGGAUUGGAUGGUUGGGCAACUGGAAGGCGAGUGGACAGCUGGAGGAUUGGAGGGUGAGUGGAUAAAUGGAUGGAGAACUGUUGGAAUGACAAGAUGGUGACUGGAUAGUUAAUGGUGAAGUGAAUGAGUGGUGAUUUUUCAUCUAAGGGAAUGGGUACUUUAUGAAAGUAUGGACAAUUAGGUGGGCGGAUGACACGUUAGGAGGUAGUCGUUUGGGGGCUGGCAUUUUGGCGUAGCAGGUAAAGCUGCUGCCUGCGAUGCUGGCAUCCCAUGUGGGUGCCGGUUGUGUCCCAACUGCUCCACUUCUGCUCCAGCUCCCUGGGAAAGGCCUGGGAAAGCAGUAGAGGAUGGCCCAAGUCCUUGGGCCCCUGCACCCAUGUGGGAGACCUGGAUAAAGCUCCUGGCUCCAGCCUGGCCCAGUCCUGGUCAUUGUACUCAUUCUCUCUCAAAUAAGUAUUUUUCUUUCCCCC
Lepus europaeus (European hare) is the source of this 3779-nucleotide messenger RNA. It is a transcript of the gene EYA2, whose product is annotated as EYA transcriptional coactivator and phosphatase 2. The record is from RefSeq and is a predicted model, not a curated record. Gene Ontology annotation, cellular component: nucleus. Gene Ontology annotation, molecular function: protein tyrosine phosphatase activity. The coding region runs from base 180 to 1796 and encodes 538 amino acids. The transcript is spliced from 16 exons. NCBI's taxonomy places the organism in Eukaryota, Metazoa, Chordata, Mammalia, Lagomorpha, Leporidae. Gene Ontology annotation, biological process: positive regulation of DNA repair; negative regulation of extrinsic apoptotic signaling pathway in absence of ligand; multicellular organism development.